AUGUCGACCUUUGGAAGCCAUUUCCGCGUGACGACCGCCGGCGAGUCCCACGGCAAGUCCGUGUCGUGCAUCAUCGACAACUGCCCGCCGGGCCUGGCCCUCACCGAGGCCGACAUCCAGCCGCAGCUCAACCGCCGCCGCCCGGGCCAGUCGGCCAUCACGACGCCGCGCAACGAAAAGGACCAGGUGACGAUCCACUCGGGCACCGAGUUUGGCCGCACGCUCGGCACGCCUAUCCUGCUCACCGUGCCCAACGAGGACCAACGCCCGCACGACUACGGCUCCAAGACCAUCGACCUCUACCCGCGGCCCUCGCACGCCGACUGGACCUACCUCGAAAAGUACGGCAUCAAGGCGAGCUCCGGCGGGGGCCGCUCCUCGGCGCGCGAGACGAUUGCGCGCGUCGCCGCCGGCGCCGUCGCCGAGAAGUGGCUGCGCGAGACGUACGGGGUCGAAAUCGUCGCGUUCGUGUCGUCGGUCGGCAGCAUCAAGCUCUUUGCCGACGCAGAGGCCAUGAGCGCCGACCCCAAGUUUCAGCGCAUGGCCGAGACGCUCACGCGCGAGCAGGUCGACGGCUUCCUGCCCGUGCGGUGCCCGGACGCGGAGGCGUCGGCGCGCAUGGAGGCGCGCGUCGCGGAGCUGCGCGACGCGCACGACAGCACCGGCGGCACCGUGACGUGCAUCAUCCGCAACGCGCCGUCGGGGCUCGGCGAGCCCGCGUUUGACAAGAUGGAGGCGCUGCUCGGCCGCGCCAUGAUGUCCAUCCCGGCCGUCAAGGGCUUCGAGGUCGGCUCCGGCUUCCUCGGCGCCGAGAUGAAGGGCAGCGAGCACAACGACCCCUUUGUCGUGCCGCCCACCGCCGCCAGCAACCCCGCGUCCGUCCACGGCAUCCCCAGGUCCCGCCUGCACACCAGCACCAACCACUCGGGCGGCAUCCAGGGCGGCAUCUCCAACGGCAUGCCCAUCUUCUUCCGCGUCGCGUUCAAGCCCCCCGCCACCAUCAGCCAGAACCAGACCACGGCGCUGUACGACGCCACGGGCGCCGGCGUGCUCGCCGCAAAGGGCCGCCACGACCCCUGCGUCGUGCCCCGCGCCGUGCCCAUUGUCGAGGGCAUGGCGGCGCUGGCCGUGGCUGAUGCCGUCAUGGCGCAGCACGCGCGCCUGGUGGGCAGGCAAAUGGCCUCGACGCCUGCCAGCUAG
Akanthomyces muscarius is the source of this 1200-nucleotide messenger RNA. RefSeq lists its product as uncharacterized. Gene Ontology annotation, cellular component: cytosol. Gene Ontology annotation, biological process: aromatic amino acid biosynthetic process; chorismate biosynthetic process. Bases 1 to 1200 code for a protein of 399 amino acids. Gene Ontology annotation, molecular function: chorismate synthase activity; FMN binding. The transcript has 2 exons. The record is from RefSeq and is a predicted model, not a curated record. Lineage: Eukaryota; Fungi; Ascomycota; Sordariomycetes; Hypocreales; Cordycipitaceae.